CUAUAAACGCAACUGCACUCACCGGGGACACUGUUCGCAGCGCUCAUCACGCUUCAGAGUUUUUAAGAGACAAUCCAUUGCAAGGUUCAGUAAAAAAAUGGCCGAUCAGCAGCUUUUCAGGGCUCGCCGCAUGCUUGUGGACAGGAUCUCAACCCCUGUUAUGGCGAAUCUCUUGGAUCACCUUUUGGAUGAUAGAAUCUUAAAUGAAAGAGAGAGAGACUGUGUAUUUGAGGAGCACCUGGCCAGAGCAGACAGAGCAUCAUGCCUCAUAGACAUGGUGAGGAGGAAAGGGGCCAGGGCCAGUCAAGAGCUGAUCACUAACCUGAAGAACUUCGACCCUUUUCUCUGCAAUGACCUGUUUCCACCUGUUGGACAAGCUGAAGAGGCAGCUGAAGAGCAGGAUCCACCGAUAUCCCCUGUCCUCAUCCUCUGUGAUGAAAACUUCAAGACACACAUCCAAAGAACUGAUAAACUUGCUUACCCUGUGAUGCCCAAGUCCAAUAGGACGCGUGUGGCCCUGCUAAUCAAUGUUCGGAAUUUUGUCAACAAGAAGUGGAUAAGGGAAGGAUCUGAGAAAGACGACGCUGCAAUGGCGGCUCUGCUCACUGCUCUGGGAUACAGAGUGGUGAGACCUGAAACUGGUGAACCCAUGAAAUACACUGGAGAGGACAUUGACAAGGCUGUGAAGGACUUCGCUCAGCUUCCUGACCUGUCCCAGACAGACAGUGUCUUUGUGGUCAUCAUGUCUCAUGGGAUAAUGGGGGCCGUCUAUGGCAGCCGUGGGAAGGCAGUGAAUCCCAAUGAAAAAGACGACUUGUUCCCCAUUGACAAUAUCUUUGAGUACUUGAAUGCAAAGAACUGUCCUGCACUUCGGGACAAACCAAAGGUCAUCAUCAUCCAGGCCUGCAGAGGAGGAAAUGACGGAUCUACGGCUGCUAAUAAAAGAGAUGGUGCUCCUGCACCCACACCAGGCUCACACAGGCCUGCUGAUACAGAUGCCUUGGAGGAAGAUGACAUCAAAGUACACAUAGAGAAAGACUUCAUCACUUUUCUUUCCUACACCCCUGGAAAUGUUUCCUGGAGGGAUCCAGACUUUGGGUCUCCUUUCAUCCAGUACCUUGUUGAGGUAUUCAACACCUUUUCCCACAAGGAUCACCUUGAGAAACUGUUCACCCAGGUCAUGAACCGCUUUAAGCAAGGUCCCACUCCAACCAAAAGACAGAUGCCAGUCAAAGACAGAUGCAGUUUAUCAACGCACUUCUACCUCUUCCCAGGCCUUUGAGACACCAUGCACUAAGUAAUAUGGAUUUCCUUUCCACAGUCCGCUCUAUGGCCCUCUAACUCACUAACUCCAGCAAACAUUGCUAAAAUGUGCUCCUUUUUGUCUUUCCAUGAUAUUGAAUGAAUAACGCUCCGUUUGCCUCAGCCAAGCUGCUCUAGACUGUUCAUAGCAAUUCCAAAAUGUAAAAGCUGUGAGGUUAUUUACUAAGCCUUCUCACCUUUCUUUAGUCAUAUCUGAAAUCCAGAGGAGACUGUGCCUUUUUCAUUUUAUUGUUAAUUUUUAUAUUGUCAUAUCUGCCCAGGGACUACAGGUGGAAAUUAGCAACUGUUGCUAUAGCCUGGCCCAAGACAUCUUCUCAUGUCCUACAAGAUUAAUGUUUAUUUGUGCAUUGUCCCUGUUUCAAAUAAAUAAAUUCCUAUCCUAUCCU
Myripristis murdjan (pinecone soldierfish) is the source of this 1709-nucleotide messenger RNA. RefSeq names its product caspase-1-like. Lineage: Eukaryota; Metazoa; Chordata; Actinopteri; Holocentriformes; Holocentridae. Gene Ontology annotation, cellular component: AIM2 inflammasome complex; IPAF inflammasome complex; NLRP3 inflammasome complex. Gene Ontology annotation, molecular function: cysteine-type endopeptidase activity. The record is from RefSeq and is a predicted model, not a curated record. The transcript has 8 exons. The coding region runs from base 98 to 1282 and encodes 394 amino acids. Gene Ontology annotation, biological process: regulation of apoptotic process; proteolysis; regulation of inflammatory response.